Drosophila melanogaster (fruit fly) is the source of this 1177-nucleotide messenger RNA. RefSeq lists its product as uncharacterized. Gene Ontology annotation, biological process: protein folding. Gene Ontology annotation, molecular function: isomerase activity; peptidyl-prolyl cis-trans isomerase activity. The record is from RefSeq and is marked reviewed. The coding region runs from base 74 to 691 and encodes 205 amino acids. NCBI's taxonomy places the organism in Eukaryota, Metazoa, Arthropoda, Insecta, Diptera, Drosophilidae. The transcript is spliced from 3 exons.
AAAUUCAGUCGUGAAAUAUCCAUUGGCGACGUCGCUUGAGGAAUAAACUGAAGCGCUGUGAAUAUUUAGAACGAUGAAGCUGUUCUUAUCCGUUUUCGUGGUAGCCCUGGUGGCCGGCGUCGUUGUUGCCGACGAUAGCAAGGGUCCCAAAGUGACCGAGAAGGUUUUCUUUGACAUCACCAUUGGCGGCGAGCCCGCUGGUCGCAUCGAGAUCGGUCUGUUCGGCAAGACGGUGCCCAAGACGGUGGAGAACUUCAAGGAGCUGGCGCUGAAGCCGCAGGGCGAGGGCUACAAGGGCAGCAAGUUCCACCGCAUCAUCAAGGACUUCAUGAUCCAGGGCGGUGACUUCACCAAGGGCGACGGCACCGGCGGUCGCUCCAUCUACGGCGAGCGCUUCGAGGAUGAGAACUUCAAGCUGAAGCACUAUGGCGCCGGCUGGCUGAGCAUGGCCAACGCUGGCAAGGACACCAACGGAUCGCAGUUCUUCAUCACCACCAAGCAGACCAGCUGGCUGGAUGGACGCCACGUCGUCUUCGGCAAGAUCCUGUCGGGCAUGAAUGUGGUGCGCCAGAUCGAGAACUCGGCCACUGAUGCCCGCGACCGUCCCGUCAAGGAUGUGGUCAUCGCCAACAGCGGCACCCUGCCCGUUUCGGAGGCCUUCUCCGUGGCCAAGGCCGAUGCCACCGACUAAAGUGUUUGGGGAGCAUGUCAUCCAUCAGCAACAUAACCGAUUUGAACUAAGCAUAAACGCAUAAUCGAUUUUUCCAGACAUUUGCAUUUACCAUAGCUCGCCAUGUUUAUUUACAUUUCGUUCCGUAAGCAAGUAAUUGUGCUCAACUAAAAACAGAAAUGGCAUAAAUAAAGAAUGAUUUUUUGUGUGAUAAAGAGCUGGAAUCGUUCUGUGUGUCUAUACCAUGAUGCCGGUGGUGUGCAGGUUCAAUGAACCGGUUUUGGUUCCAUCGCUUUCUUUUGGCUCUGACUUCCCUUAGUGGCAACCGGUUUGUGCCUUCUUCGCCAAUUUGUUUGCCUUUGUAUGUUGUGCCGUUCUCGAUUUAGAUUGCCCAUGUUCUGUCUGUUUUUUCUCUUUGUUGUUGAUAAACAACGCUCGGUUCGUCACAUUUUUCUGAUUUGCACACUUGCGACAAAUUAAAGAACACACAGACGAGUUCAUUUGUAU